Dictyostelium purpureum is the source of this 1938-nucleotide messenger RNA. RefSeq lists its product as uncharacterized. The record is from RefSeq and is a predicted model, not a curated record. Bases 1 to 1938 code for a protein of 645 amino acids. Lineage: Eukaryota; Evosea; Eumycetozoa; Dictyosteliales; Dictyosteliaceae. Gene Ontology annotation, molecular function: zinc ion binding; sequence-specific DNA binding. The transcript has 2 exons. Gene Ontology annotation, biological process: regulation of DNA-templated transcription.
AUGAGUCCACAACAACAACAACAGCAAUAUAUGCAAAUGCAACAUCAAAUGCAAAUUCAACAACAACAACAACAAUUACAAAUGUUACCACCACAACAAAUUAACAAUCGUUUAGUUUUACCUGUAAAUAAUACAAUCCCAAACCAUUCAUAUAUAAAUACUAUGCCACCACCUCAACAAAUUUCAUAUAAUCCUCAAAUAAUACAGCCACAACAAUCACAACAGUCACAACAACCACAACAGCAAUAUCAAAUACAACCACAAUCACAACAAUAUCAAAUGCAAUCACAAAUGAUUCAGCAAUCACAACCACAACAACAACAAACUCCACCACAACAAUACCAACAUAUUCAGAUGCAACAACAUACACCCCCACAGGCUCAACAAAUUCAUACACCCCCACAACAACAGACUCAGCCCUCACAACCAAUGCAACCACCCCCACCACCUCCACCACAAACUCAACAAAAAGUAAAUGUAAAAAAAGAACCAAAUGAGCCAGAACCAAUAUCCUCAAAUCAUAAACCCUCAACUAAAGGUUCAGCUAAAAGUAAAAGAAAAGAAAAAGAACUAAAACAACAACAGCAACAACAACAACUACAACAACAACAACAACAACAGCAAUUAGAGGAGGAAAAAGCGAACCAGCAACAAAUACAACAUAUUCAACAACAAUUUCAACAGCCAGGUUUAAUAACCUUAACACCAAAUGAAAAUGGUAAUGAUAAUCCAUUUAAGGGCCCACAAGCAUAUGGCGUUUCAACAACACCAUAUACAUAUGGAGCAUAUCCACCAUUAGAAAAGAAAGAUGAUUCUUUAAACCAACCAAUUUUAGAUCAAAUUUCUAAAAAAAUCAAUAUUUUGAUAAAAAUGGUAACAAAGGCUCAAAAAGGCUCACAAAUUACUACACAAGAUAUUUCAGAAGCUGUAACAGCAUCUCAUGGCGUUACCCAAGAUCUUUUAGAAAUUAUUAAAAUUACAAGCGAUCCAAACUAUAUAAGAAAAUACCAACAAUCAUCAUCAAUUUCAAAUACACCAACGAUGAGUAGUCAACAAGCAAACCAAGGUAUGAAUAAUAUAUAUGGAUCACCAUCAUUUUCACCAACCAUGUCACCUGUUUUGAAUUCGCCAAAUGGUAUGGGAUAUCCUUCACACAUACUGCCAAACGGUGAAAUGUUUUUCAAUCCUCAAGGAUUCUCUGAUAAACAACUCCUUGUAAUUAAUUCAAAUGGUAAAAACCAAAAUGGUGGUCAAAACAACAAUGGUAGAAAUAACGAAAUCUAUAACUCUCCAACAAAGAAAGCACCACGUAGAAGAAAGAUGAGAUAUGGCGAUACUGAAUUAUCUUGUCAUCAAUGUGGUGUUACCAAUACUCCAGAGUGGAGAAGAGGUCCAAAUGGUGCCAAAACUCUUUGUAAUGCUUGUGGAUUAGCUUGGGCAAAAUCUGUAAAAAAUGAAAAACAAAAGGAAUUAAUGGCAAAUUCAACUGGUGUAAAUAUUGCUGAUCCUAAAAAAAAUCAAAAGAGAAAAAAAGAUAGCGAUAAUGACAGUUCAAGUAAUAAAGUUCAAAAGAAUGAUGGUAGCGAAAAUAAUGAAGAAAAUAAUAAUAAUAAUAAUAAUAAUAAUAAUAAUAAUAAUAAUAAUAAUAAUAAUAAUAAUAAUAAUAAUAAUAAUAAUAAUAAUAAUAAUAGUAGUAAUAUGAAUAAUAUAAACAAUAUAAAUAUGAAUAUAAAUAUGAAUAAUAGUAUCAAUAACAGCAAUGAAGAAGAAUUUCCAUCACCAUCAAACCCUAACUCGCCCCAAAACUCAAAUUUUAAUCAACAAAACCCAACAAAUACCACCCAACCACAAAUACUCUCUCAAAUGAACCAAAUACAACAAAUUAAUUCUUUUCAAACUGGUAACUCAAACAAUGACUCAAGAAAACUAAAUAUUUAA